Messenger RNA from Phyllostomus hastatus (greater spear-nosed bat), 4961 nucleotides. It is a transcript of the gene NFATC1, whose product is annotated as nuclear factor of activated T cells 1. Lineage: Eukaryota; Metazoa; Chordata; Mammalia; Chiroptera; Phyllostomidae. Gene Ontology annotation, molecular function: transcription factor binding; RNA polymerase II cis-regulatory region sequence-specific DNA binding; DNA-binding transcription factor activity, RNA polymerase II-specific. The coding region runs from base 333 to 3188 and encodes 951 amino acids. Gene Ontology annotation, biological process: cytokine production; calcineurin-NFAT signaling cascade; regulation of transcription by RNA polymerase II. The record is from RefSeq and is a predicted model, not a curated record. Gene Ontology annotation, cellular component: transcription regulator complex. The transcript has 10 exons.
GGGGAGGUGUUUUCCAGCUUUAAAAAGGCAGGAGGCAGAGCGCGGCCCUGCGUCAGAGUCAGAGCGAGACUUUGAGACUCCCGAGUCUCGGCGAGGGAUCCGCCGCCGGCGCGGGCGCACGCCUCCGACCCCGCCACUGCCCCCCGCCACCCCACGCGGGCCCGGCCGCAGCCGUCCCGCCACGCGCGCGCACACGCCCCUCGAUGACAUUUCUCCGGGGAGCGAGGCGCUGAGCCCGGGCAGCGCGCGUCCGCCGGGGAGUCUGCCGCCCCGGAGCCCGACCCCGGCGGUGCCCGCUCCUCCUCCUGCUCCGCGCCGCCGCGGCCGCGUGGAUGCCAAGUACCAGUUUUCCAGCCCCUUCCAAGUUUCCACUCGGCGCUCCGGCUGCAGUCUUCGGGAGGGAAGAAACUUUGGGGCCCGCGCCGCCCGCCGGCGGCACCAUGAAGUCGGCGGAGGAAGAGCACUACAGCUACACGACCUCCACCCUCAGCCCAGGCCUGUCCCUGCCCUCGGCGCACCCGGCCCUGCCCGGCCCCUGCCAUGACCUGCAGGCGCCAGCCCCGGGCGUCCCGGCCGCGGCCGGCCACCCCGCGGGGUUCGGGGCCCUGCUGGACGGUGGGCCCUCGGGCUACUUCCUGCCUCCCGGCCACACCAGGCCCAACGGCGCCCCGGCCCUGGAGAGCCCGCGCAUCGAGAUCACGUCCUACCUGGGGCUGCACCACGGCGGCGGCCCCUUCUUCCAGGACGUGGACGCGGAGGACGUCCUGCCCGGCCCCAAGCGGCCCCCGGCCACGGCCACGCUGAGCCUGCCCGGCCUGGAGGCCUACCGGGACCCGUCGUGCCUGAGCCCGGCCAGCAGCCUGUCCUCCCGCAGCUGCAACUCCGAGGCCUCGUCCUACGAGUCCAGCUGCUCCUUCCCCUACGCCUCCCCGCAGACGUCCCCCUGGCAGUCGCCCUGCGUGUCCCCCAGGGCCACGGACCCCGAGGAGGGCUUCCCCCGCGGCCUGGGUGCCUGCGGCCUGCUGGGCUCCCCCCGGCACUCGCCGUCCGCCUCGCCCCGCGCCAGCGUGACCGAGGAGAGCUGGCUGGGCGCCCGCGGCUCGCGGCCCUCCUCCCCCAGCAACAAGCGGAAGUACGGCCUCAACGGGCGGCAGCCGUCCUGCUCGCCCCACCACUCGCCGGCGCCGUCCCCGCACGGCUCGCCGCGCGUCAGCGUCACGGACGACACCUGGCUGGGCAGCGCCACGCAGUACACCAGCUCCGCCAUCGUGGCCGCCAUCAACGCCCUCAGCACCGACGGCGGCCUGGACCUGGGCGACGGCGUGCCCGUGAAGGCCCGCAGGACGACCCUGGACCCCGUGCCCUCCCUGGCCCUCAAGGUGGAGCCGGCCGGCGAGGACCUGGGCGCCACGCCGCCCCCGUCGGACUUCCCGCCCGAGGAGUUCCCGCCCUUCCAGCACACCCGCAAGGGCACCUUCUGCGACCAGUACCUGGCCGUGCCGCAGCACCCGUACCCGUGGGCCCGGCCCCGCUCCCCCGCGGCCUACGCCAGCCCGACUCUGCCCGCCCUGGACUGGCAGCUGCCGUCGCGCUCGGGGCCCUACGAGCUGAGCAUCGAGGUGCAGCCCAAGUCCCACCACCGAGCCCACUACGAGACCGAGGGCAGCCGGGGCGCCGUGAAGGCGUCGGCCGGGGGCCACCCCAGCGUGCAGCUCCACGGCUACCUGGAGAGCGAGCCCCUCACGCUGCAGCUGUUCAUCGGCACCGCGGACGACCGGCUGCUGCGGCCGCAUGCCUUCUACCAGGUGCACCGCAUCACGGGCAAGACGGUGUCCACCACCAGCCACGAGGCCGUCCUGUCCAACACCAAGGUCCUGGAGAUCCCGCUGCUGCCGGAGAACAACAUGCGCGCCAUCAUCGACUGCGCCGGCAUCCUGAAGCUCCGGAACUCGGACAUCGAGCUGCGCAAGGGGGAGACGGACAUCGGCCGCAAGAACACGCGUGUGAGGCUGGUCUUCCGGGUGCACAUCCCGCAGCCCGGCGGCCGCACGCUGUCGCUGCAGGUGGCCUCCAACCCCAUCGAGUGCUCCCAGCGGUCGGCCCAGGAGCUGCCCCUGGUGGAGAAGCAGAGCGUGGCCAGCUGCCCCGUGCUGGGCGGGAAGAGGAUGGUGCUGUCCGGCCACAACUUCCUGCAGGACUCCAAGGUCAUCUUCGUGGAGAAGGCGCCAGACGGCCACCACAUCUGGGAGAUGGAGGCGAAGACCGACCGGGACCUGUGCAAGCCGCACUCGCUGGUGGUUGAGAUCCCGCCGUUCCGCAACCAGAGGGUGGCCAGCCCCGUCCAGGUCAGCUUCUACGUGUGCAACGGGAAGAGGAAGCGCAGCCAGUACCAGCCCUUCACCUACCUGCCCGCCAACGCCCCGGUCGUGAAGACAGAGCCCACCGACGACUACGAGCCGGCCCUGGCCUGCGGACCCCUGGGCCAGGGCCUGAGCCCGCGGAGCCCGCCGCCGAAGCCCACCUUCAGCGCCUUCAGCCGGCCGCUGGCCCUGCCCCCCGACCCGGGGUCCUGCCUUGGCGCCGGCUUCCCGCCCUGCCCCCAGAGAAGCGCCCUGGUGCCGCCGCCGCAGCCUAGCGCCAGCCCGACGCUGCAGGACCUGUCCUCCGCCGCCUACGGCACGGGCGUGGCCAGCCCGGGCCACGGCCCCCUCGGACUUCAGCGGCCGGCCGGAGGGCUCCUCGCCGGCCCGGAGGCGCCGAGGCCCGUGGGCGCACACCCCGGCUCCCCCCAGCAGCCGCCCCCCGCCCUGCCACAGCCACAGGUGAGUCCACAGCUGAGCAGCAGCCGUCCCCCGGGUGGCCGGCCGGCACUCUGUCCCCACAGCCCCGCGUCCGCACCGCCGCCCGGCGCCCAAGAGCCGCCCUGUCUGCAGCCCCGCAGCCCAGCCCACCCACCGGGGACGGGCCACCAGCAGCAGCUCCACCUGCCGAAGGUUCCGGAGACGGAGUCCACCGCCGCCGCCGCCGGGCCUCUGCCGCUGCCCGAGGUGCGUGAGGACAGUAAUCAGGGUCUGGCCCCCACUCCCGUGUCGGUCAAGCGAGAGCCUCAGGAGCUGGACCAGCUGUACCUGGACGACGUAAACGAAAUCAUACGGAACGACCUCUCCAGCACCCACACCCACUCGUAGCUGCCGGCGUGGGAACCCACUCGGGGGCUGCGUGGUGUCAGCCCCGCGAGUGGCAGCGGAGGUUCAGCGUGCAGACUUGGGACUGAGUAAACUGAACCGCGUGGCACCACUCGGGACUCCUGACUCGCCGGAGAUUCGUUACAUGUACAGAGAAGGAGCCCUUGAUCGGAAAGGCAGGAUGGGAAGAAGGAAGGGGGGAAAAAGGAAGGAUGGAUGGAAGGAAGGAAGGAAGGAAGGACCACUCCGUCUUCCGGAGGAAAUGUCACCUCAAGAAGGAAGUAAAGGGGUGCGGUGGGGUGACCGCAGGAGGCAGAGCCCGACGCCACUGCACCCGGCGGCGCCCUGGAUUUCGGUGCUGGAAGUGCCUUACUUAACCCCCAGCCACGGCAUCUGGGCGUCGUAGGACUAAGCAUUAAACUUGCUACCAGAGAAGUAUUCGUAGGAGCAAAGCUAUGAAAACAGUUUGUCACGAGGCUUCAUCAGACUUCGUAUAGACGAAGAGGAGACUCUGGCGUCGGGGGGAAAACCUAACACGGCUCCUACGUUUUUCCGACUUCUCCUGGGCGGCUGCGAUGUGCGAUUCCGUGGCCUCACUCAGUGCGUUUUAGACAUCUCCCAGUGUGUCAUCUCAGCUCCCCGCCGUCUUCCCCUCCCUGGCGUCACUGAAGCCAUAGGACUGUCCAUCGUAGCAUGCUGGAGUUUUGUUUUUUAGCCGGGCUUUGAACCUAGCACAAGUAGAUCGACUAGCACGAGAUAGGUUCCUGGACAAGAAAAGAAGUCUGUCCGUCACAGGGCAGGUGCUGCGUUUGCAUGAGUGUACAUAUAUAGACACGUAUUUAUGUAGAAACAGUAACAGGUGGUCUCUGGUCUUCGCCCAGCGAGGGCUCCCGAGCCAGCAGUAAGCAGCCUCCAUCUGGGGAGGCCCAGCGGGGCCCAGACCCGGCGCUGCAGCGGUUUUCCAGGGCCCGGCCCCCACCCCCCCGCCCCCGGACAGGUCUGCGGGUCUCGUCUCGUGCAGAUGACCGAGCACUUCGGAAGCGGAAGGAGGUGUGCUCAGAGCACCCGUGUCCCCAGAUGGCGAAAAGGGACAGUGACUGUAAAUAGCAUUACAGAGGGAGUGUAAUAUAUGUGUGCAGCUGUAAGAUGAUUAUUUCACAGAAGCCUUAUAACUCUGCUUCGUGUAAGGAAACGGUUCCCAAAAAGCGACGUUUCAACGUGCGGCGACUGGAGUGGGUUUCAGAUGAGCUCCUGUUAACAGGUAGGGUAGUGUAGGCUUUACUGCUGCAUUUUGUACCAUUAACAGCUUAGUUCACAUAACCAAAAAAAGCAUGGUUGAGUUGAAACACGUGUAACCCGAUCCUCGUGCCUUAGGAGGUCACGCCCCCUCCUGGAGCCGGCCUGAACUGCAGCCGCGGGUGCAGGUCCUUGGGUGAGAGAGCUCGCCGGCUGGAGGAAGCAUUCUAAAAAUGUUCUUCUGGGUGACUGUGUCUUACUUUUUCAACUCACAGAAAAGAAACAAAACCCUGAAAGCCAUACUGUCACUUUUGCACGCAGCUGUGAAGAGCGGAAGCCGCAGGGCUGCGGACACAGACAGCCCCGCUCCCCACGGGCGCCCCUCCCGCCCGCGACCCCAGCGCCCGCCGUGCGUCUCCAGCCCUCGACUUGCAUGAACGUUUCCGACGGACGCCCCGUGGGAAGGCAAUGCGUGACGUUUGCGUCGGCUCUCUCUGUAGUUAGGAACUAGAUGCAAUAAAGCAGCACUCGCUUGCCGGA